AUGAAGGGGUGGAAUUUCCCAAGCCGUUACUUGAUUGUCAUUUUGACAUUCAUAUGCACUUGUGUUUGUUAUAUAGAGCGAGUGGGUUUCUCCAUUGCAUAUACUAUUGCAGCUGAUGCAGCUGGAGUGAACCAAUCAAGUAAAGGCACUAUACUGUCUACUUUCUAUUAUGGUUAUGCAUGUUCUCAGGUGCCUGGAGGGUGGGCCGCUCAGAAAAUUGGGGGAAGGAAGGUUCUCCUUCUCUCUUUUCUUUUGUGGUCAUCAACUUGUUUUUUGAUACCCCUCGAUCCUAAUCGAGUUUUGCUCUUGGUGGUGGCCCGCUUGCUUGUUGGUGUUGCACAAGGGUUCAUCUUUCCCUCCAUCCACACUGUCCUGGCACAAUGGGUUCCACCCCAUGAAAGAUCUAGAUCCGUGUCGCUUACGACUUCUGGAAUGUACUUAGGUGCAGCUAUGGGAAUGCUUGUCCUUCCAAGUCUGGUGAAAUUCAAAGGCCCUCAAGCUGUAUUUUUUGCUGAAGCAGCAUUAGGCAUUUCAUGGUCUUUGCUUUGGCUUCAAUAUGCAAGUGACCCUCCUCGUUCUGACCAUCCAAAAGCAACUGCAGCUGGUUUUGGGGAAUCUUUACUGCCACUCAAAGCUAGUCAAAAGGCAAGAAUGGAGAAUGGAGGGACUGCUGUUAGAACUGCCAGAAUUCCAUGGAAGAAAAUUUUUUUCAGCUUACCAAUUUGGGCAAUUGUGGUAAAUAAUUUUACGUUCCAUUAUGCUCUGUACGUGCUGAUGAACUGGCUGCCAACAUACUUUGAGCAGGGCCUCCAGCUGAGUCUUCAGGAAAUGGGUUCUUCUAAGAUGAUGCCUUACUUCAACAUGUUCCUAUUCUCAAAUAUAGGUGGGGUGCUUGCUGACCACUUAAUUACGAAGAGAAUUUUGUCUGUGACAGGAACCCGGAAGUUCUUGAAUACUGUAGGGUUUUUAGUUGCUUCUCUUGCUUUGAUAGCACUUCCUAUCUUUAGAACAUCCACUGGGGCUGUCUUCUGCUCCUCAGUGGCUCUUGGCUUUUUGGCUCUGGGAAGGGCUGGAUUUGCAGUGAAUCACAUGGAUAUUGCUCCAAGAUAUGCAGGAAUAGUAAUGGGAGUUUCCAACACAGCUGGUACUUUAGCUGGGAUUAUCGGGGUUGAUUUAACCGGCAAAAUUCUUGAAGCUGCUACUGCCACUUACUCAGAUCUUUCUAGUCCAGAAAGCUGGAGAUCUGUAUUCGUCAUACCUGGUUUGCUCUGCAUUUUUAGUUCUUUAGUGUUUUUGCUGUUUUCAACCGGAGAGAGGAUUUUUGACUAA
Molecule: messenger RNA, 1329 nt
Organism: Dovyalis caffra
Lineage: Eukaryota; Viridiplantae; Streptophyta; Magnoliopsida; Malpighiales; Salicaceae
Source: the annotation of a GenBank genome assembly